GUUAUCUUUGACUCUUUUAUCGCUGUUCUUUAUUUUUAGUAAUUUAUUUUCGUGUUAUUAUUGUUUUUAAUUUUUCCUAUUUGCUUAAAUUGUUCAAGUUGCUCCACUAUCUGGAGAAGCAUUGAAGACGCAAUCGUCAAAGCGUGAAGAUGGCUGAUGAAAUUGUUUUCGCUGUUUUAACGAUUAGCGACACCUGUAGUCAAGACGCAGGGCAGGAUAGCAGUGGCCCACGUUUGGUUAAGCUCAUAUGCGAUGCCUUUCAAAAUGUGCACAUCAUUACAGCAAUAUUACCUGACGAACGUGAACAAAUUAGCGAUAAACUUCGUGAACUCAUUGCGCAGAAGUCACCGAGUGUGAGUGCAAUUAUUACCACGGGGGGCACCGGCUUUGCGCCACGUGACGUCACACCAGAAGCAACAAAAAUUUUGCUUGACAAAGAGUGUCCACAACUAGCACAAUAUAUUGCGCAAGCGUCACUGCAAAAAACGCAUUUUGCCGCAUUAACGCGUGGUGUUUGUGGUAUUGCGGGUAGCACAUUGAUACUUAACUUCCCGGGCAGUGAAAAAGCAGUAUCGGAAUGCUUCGAAGUGGUGCGUGAACUAUUUCCACAUGCGUUGCAAUUAAUUGGCAACGAGUUGCCGCUUGUGCGACGAGUACAUGCCGAAUUGCAGGGGAGUAAUGAUAUUGCGCCAACAAGCGGGCACAUCUGUCCACAUAAAACUGGUAAAGGUGAUGAUAGCGAUAGAAAUUCACCCUUUCCAAUGAUACCGAUAGUGCAAGCACUAGAGAUAAUAUUUCAAACAGUGCAACAACAACGCGCAGUCGCCCAGCUGCUCAAUGAUUUUUUGUCACCAGUGAAUAUACCACCGUUUCGUGCAUCCAUCAAAGAUGGCUAUGCUAUGAAAUCUACAGGCUUCUCCGGCACGAAAAAAGUGCUGGGCUACAUAGCAGCCGGGGAUGAGAUAAUAGUGCACGAUUUAGAGGAGGAUGAAUGCUACAAAAUCAACACAGGCGCGCCAGUGCCGCAUUACGCCGAUUGUGUUGUGCAAGUGGAGGACACUAAAUUGCUGAAGCGGAAGAAGACUGGCGAAGAGGAUUUAGUUGAAAUUUUGAUAGAACCAAAAGCAAACCUCGAUAUACGCGCCGUUGGCUCAGAUCUACGCAAAGGCAGCAAACUGUUCCCCUUGGUUGAUCACUCAGCAGUAGUUAUUAAAUCGGUACUCUCAUCGGUGGGCAAGAACUUGGGCGGUGUGCGCAAACCGAAAAUUGGCAUAAUCUCCACUGGCAGUGAACUGUUAGCGCCCGAACAAGCCGAGGAGAUGGACAAAAUUUACGAUUCGAAUACAACUAUGCUGGCGGAGCUGUUACAAUAUUUCGGUUUCGAAUGCGCACACAAACUGGUACUUAGCGAUGACUUGGAGACUAUUAAAGGCAAAAUCGCAGAGUUAUACAAACACGUAGACUUCAUCAUCUGCAGCGGUGGCGUUUCCAUGGGCGAUAAGGACUACAUCAAGCCGGCACUGAAAAGUUUGGGCUUCACCAUCAAUUUUGGACGCGUCAACAUGAAACCGGGAAAGCCAAUGACCUUCGCUUCCAAAAAGGAGAAUUACUUCUUCGGGCUGCCAGGCAAUCCGGUUUCCGCAUUCGUCACGUUUCAUUUGUUUGUAUUGCCGGCUAUACGCUGGUUUGCCGGCUGGCCGCGUGAUAAGUGCGAAUUGGCCUCGCUACCAAUAACUUUGCAGAAUGAUAGCAUAGCGCUUGAUCCGCGCCCGGAAUAUGUGCGCGCUGCGGUGACUAACAAGAAUGGGCGGUUAUACGCCACGGUCAACGGCAGUCAGAUGAGCAGCCGACUGCAGAGCAUUGUCGGCGCUGAUGUGCUCGUAAAUUUGCCCGGACGCACAGCGAGUAAGCCAAACGCCGUCGUGGGCGAUGUGUAUCGCGCUUCAGUGUUGCGCUACGAUUUCAUCUCGAAAUAUGAAUAAACGUUUUUACACAACGAGUUCCUACAUGGCAUGGUCUGCAUUGGCCUUAUCGAAUUUGAAAUUUUUAUUCUACAAAAAGUUAUGUUUUAAGCAGUGUCUUAUU
This is a messenger RNA of Bactrocera latifrons, 2085 nucleotides long. It is a transcript of the gene cin, whose product is annotated as molybdenum cofactor synthesis protein cinnamon. The record is from RefSeq and is a predicted model, not a curated record. Gene Ontology annotation, molecular function: molybdopterin molybdotransferase activity. Bases 150 to 1982 code for a protein of 610 amino acids. Gene Ontology annotation, cellular component: cytosol; cytoplasm; postsynaptic membrane. The transcript is spliced from 8 exons. Gene Ontology annotation, biological process: establishment of synaptic specificity at neuromuscular junction; Mo-molybdopterin cofactor biosynthetic process; postsynaptic neurotransmitter receptor diffusion trapping. Lineage: Eukaryota; Metazoa; Arthropoda; Insecta; Diptera; Tephritidae.